This is a messenger RNA of Lampris incognitus (smalleye Pacific opah), 1712 nucleotides long. Its product is annotated as serine/arginine-rich splicing factor 2-like. The record is from RefSeq and is a predicted model, not a curated record. Gene Ontology annotation, molecular function: RNA binding. The transcript is spliced from 4 exons. The coding region runs from base 312 to 944 and encodes 210 amino acids. Lineage: Eukaryota; Metazoa; Chordata; Actinopteri; Lampriformes; Lampridae.
GAGGGCCGAAGAAGAAGCAGCGGAAGACUUCCAGGUCGUGGGUAAAAGUAAGGCUAACGCAUUGUCGACCGAUUGGCGGACUUGUUCGAAAAAAUCGCUCAACGGCAAUCUAAUUUUCACCGACAAUACUCGAAAGUACCGAAAAGGCGCCUUUUUCCCCUUCCGCUUACAGGAGCGCGGCGGCGCUUUUCUGCUGGAGAAACCGUGAAGCGAAGCCACAAAGGAAUCGGGGGCAACGCGGCGAGGAGCCGCUCGGUUCGGAGUUAGCUAAGCUUGUUCGUUUGGUUUCAUUUAUCGCCAUAAACGGCAUCAUGAGUUACGGUAGGCCUCCGCCCGACGUUGAAGGUAUGACUUCCCUCAAAGUGGACAACCUGACCUACAGGACGUCGCCCGAGACCCUGAGACGCGUCUUCGAGAAGUACGGCCGGGUGGGAGACGUGUACAUCCCCAGGGACCGCUACACCAAGGAGAGCCGGGGAUUCGCCUUUGUGCGGUUCCUUGACAAACGGGAUGCCGAAGACGCCAUGGACGCCAUGGACGGAGCCCUGUUGGAUGGACGCGAGUUGCGGGUCCAGAUGGCACAAUACGGGCGCCCCCCUGAUUCCCAGCACGGCGGUGGGCGGCAUGGAGGACCACCCCGAAGGUACAAGGGUUAUGGUCGCCGAAGCAGCAGAAGCCCAAGACGUCGGAGACGCAGCCGAUCCCGCAGCAGGAGCCGCUCCAAUUCCCGCAGUCGCUCCCGCUACAGCAGGUCAAGGUCCCGGUCCUACUCCAAGUCCAAGUCCCGCUCCCCGAAGAGGAACAAGACCAAGUCCCAAUCUCGGUCUCGUUCCAGGUCCAAAUCUAGGUCCAGAAGCCGUACACCUCCGUCUGACAGAAGUUUGAGGUCCAGAUCCAAAAGUCAACCCAAGGAGUCAGCGGGAAAUGGAAGCAAAUCCCCUUAGAGCAUCAAUAACAGGGUUGGUUUAAGGAAACAGAUGAUGACAUCAGAACUUCAAGUCCAAGGCUAUGGAUUCCAACCAAGCAAUGAUUCUUGGUGGAAAAGGUUGCUAUUGUGUUCAAGAUGUCUUGGUCCCUUUUUGUUUUGAUUUUUUUUUUUAAAGUUUAUUAAUGUGCUUGGGUAAUUGUUUCCUAAAUGUGUUUAAAAAAUGUUCCCUUAGUUUUUAGUGCAAAAGGGAGUGUACAACCAUAUCCUGUUGACUGACCUGUUUUUCUUAGACGAUUUAAGUUUCCAAAUUUUAUCAGGUCAGUAAAAGGCAAUCAUGAAUUUUAAGGUAUAACACAUUUUCUCAUGUCAUUUUUUUGCAACUUUAAAAACAUGGCACUCAUUUAGUGGCCAUUUGAUUUUUUUUUUGGUUCUUUUUCAAUUUAUGAUUCUAAUCUUCCUUCUUGUAUUUUUUUGUGCACUAGGCGCAGUUGUGUAGCAGUUGAGUAUUGCCGGUUAGCUGUUAAGGUGGCGUGUUGCUCUGCUGAGUUCUUGGAUGUUUCCAGUAGUCUUCAGAAUGUUCCUGUGACUACCACUUAUAAGGCUGCCACAAUUACACCCCUUUAGGAGGUAUUUUGUUUUUCAUAAUUUGGAUGUCAAAUAUGGCAUUUGUUGCAAAUUAUUAACAGUAAAGAAGCAUUCUAUCAUGACCAGAUUGCACUUCUUUCUCAUCCUUCGGAAAUGUAUUUUUACCAGUGAUUUCCAUUAAAGAAAGCGUUCUGUUCAA